Molecule: messenger RNA, 1446 nt
Organism: Fonsecaea nubica
Lineage: Eukaryota; Fungi; Ascomycota; Eurotiomycetes; Chaetothyriales; Herpotrichiellaceae
Exons: 1
Coding region: 1-1446 (481 amino acids)
Source: RefSeq, a predicted model, not a curated record
AUGGCUUCAACUCGACGCACCAAGAACUUUGCCACCGACCCUCAGACCCCGAUGUUCCUUUACACAAUCCUCAAACAGCUGGACCUCAGAUCGAUCAACUGGAAUGAUGUCGCAGGCAGCCUUGGUAUCUCCAAUGGUCACGCAGCCCGCAUGAGGUACAGCCGCAUGAAGUCGCAGUUUGAAGGCAAGUCCAACCAAGUCAAACCACCAAAGCCGAAGAAGGACAACUCCAACACUACCGACAACAAGUCUUCCAAGACCAAAGCGAAGAACAAGCGGCUUCUUGAGGAAGAAGAGAAUGAGCGGCUAGCCGACCAACGAGCAGCAAGUCAACAGGUCAUGCAAUCAGAGCUUGAUUCCAAGAGAUUCAAGGUCGAGCCGCACUCCUACGCGCAUCCGUGGUAUCCUAUGUACAUUGCAGAUGCUGCGCAAACGUUCCCGAGCGCAUUUUGGGGUCAACCAGCCAUUCCUCUGCAGCCAGUCCCACAAGCCUCAUAUGGUCCGGUUGGGGUGCCUGCCCGGAAUGUCGAUCCAACGCCUCUUAUCAAGACAGAGCCCAACAUGACUUUGCCACCAUACCACGACGAUGUUGAGACGCCAACCACGACCAUCAAGCAAGAACGCGAGGAAUCUGUACGCCACUGUGAAGGAGCAGAUGUCAGCACCACAAUUGUAAAGAAGGAGCCAGGGACACUGGUGGAAGAUGAGGCAUUGCCUACCACAAGCCGCAACAGUGUCUCAUUCGCAUAUCCCCUUUCUCGAACGAUCAACGCCUUCUUCGGCCCUCAGCAAAGUGCACCGACUGCAACGCAGAGUCAUUCAUUUCCUGCCGACACAUCCGCCUUUUCUACAUCACAAACCUUCCCGCGGAACGCCUCCUCAUUCAGUGGUCACGGGUACGGUCAGACUCCUUUUCCAUGGCCUACCCAGUGCCCUGGUCCACACCCUGGGACACUUUCAACUGACGAUGCUUGCGACAAGAUGAUACUGAACCCUUAUGCUGCCUCUUAUCAGGACAUGCUCAACAUGCCGUUGUACAGAUUGUAUCCAGAGACCUCCUCUUUGCAGACAUUGCCAGAAAAAACUCAACGCAUUGCACCUCAAUCAAGCGUGGUCGAUAUACCAAAUGUCGAGUUGCAUCCAGAAGAAAACAAUGGUCGGCUGCCACCUGCUCUCUCGACAACAGCAAGCCCACCGCCACCGGAGAGCCUGACGAUAAAGCAUAGCGGUGGAGUAUCCAGCACCAGAACGUCGGUCACAGUUUCGGACAGUCACGUCUCCUCCAGCGGAUCUGCUGUGCCUGCAGACAUUAGUGUGCAGCCAGCAGCCAUUCCCGACUUCAUUGAAGUCGACUCAGAUGAUGAGGGCGAGGUCCAGACGUCUUCAACGACAGCAGCUAGAGACGUGUCUGAACCCAAGAUCAAGAAGGAGGUUGCUGGGCUGUGA